AUGAAAGUCCAACGAGGAAUCUCCAGUGCGCUACUACCAACUCCUCGCGUAAUUUUCAGACUCAAACAGUAUCAAAAUAAUGAGCAUUGCUUGCGACGUCAUCGUGAGUACUGCAUGUGGAUUGGAAUCCGAAGAUGGGCAGGGGGAACCUGGAAUCGCUUGCUCAGCCAACGAGGAUUCUGCCGAGAGCCACAUCCGACUUGUCUCUGA
Messenger RNA from Chondrus crispus (carragheen), 210 nucleotides. RefSeq lists its product as hypothetical. The coding region runs from base 1 to 210 and encodes 69 amino acids. The record is from RefSeq and is a predicted model, not a curated record. Lineage: Eukaryota; Rhodophyta; Florideophyceae; Gigartinales; Gigartinaceae. The transcript has a single exon.